AUGUGGGGUGAUCAAAGGGUUAACAGUGUGCUGUUUCACUAUGUUGGCUGUGUAUGUGUGCUUCACUGUAAGCACACUGAUUUGCAUGGUUCUGCUAUUGAGAGCCAUACAAAGCAGUGUGCAGGAGCUGACAGGGGAGAUAUCUGUGUUGUUUAUACACAGGUCUCUUCCCUGUUGGAGAUACUUGGCGAUCAACAGGUGCUGGCGAGAAAUCACCGGCUUGAACCUGUUGAUUGAGAGUGGAGGCUGCGAAUGCCCCUACCCGGAACUGCAAAAAUCACGUUUAUAUGUAAUUUUGCGCACCCGUGCCUCCCUGUAGCAGUAUUUCUGCUAUA
Messenger RNA from Staurois parvus, 335 nucleotides. The record is from the annotation of a GenBank genome assembly. NCBI's taxonomy places the organism in Eukaryota, Metazoa, Chordata, Amphibia, Anura, Ranidae.